Oenanthe melanoleuca is the source of this 1715-nucleotide messenger RNA. RefSeq names its product ankyrin repeat domain 39 (gene ANKRD39). Bases 627 to 1205 code for a protein of 192 amino acids. Gene Ontology annotation, molecular function: protein binding. The record is from RefSeq and is a predicted model, not a curated record. The transcript has 4 exons. NCBI's taxonomy places the organism in Eukaryota, Metazoa, Chordata, Aves, Passeriformes, Muscicapidae.
AAUGGGGCUGGGGGUGGGGGGGUCUCCGGGACACCCCAAGAUCGGGGUGAGGAGCCCAGGGACCCCCAUAGCGGGGACGGGGACCCCCAUUGCUGCUGGGACCCCAUAAGUGUGUGGGGGUGACCCCUGGGAACGCGGGGUGGUGGAAGAUGGGAGGGAGCCUUGGGACCCCAGAACUGGGCAGGGAGAGCCCUGGGACCCCCAUAAAGGGGAGUUGGAGCCCUGGGACUGCCAUUGCUGAUGGGGGGGGACUUGGGGACCCCAAAACUGUGGUGGGGAGGGGAGUGAACGAGCCCCGGGUCACCAUUGAGGGCUCAGAGCGGCCGCUAGCGCCCCCCGGCGGCGGCACCGGGGCUCUGCGGGCGGUGCCUUCGGCCCUUUUCGGCUCCUUCGGCCUUUCCCGGCCCCUUUUCGGCUCUUUCCGUCUUCACUCGGCCCUUUCCGAUCACUUCGGCCCUUUCCGCCUUCCAUAGUCCCUUCCCGAUCUCGUUCGGUCGUUUCCGUUCUCAUUCGACUCUUUCCGUCUCUCCUCGUCCCUUCUCGUCCUCGCUCGGCCAUAUCCGCCUCUCCUCGUCCCUUUCCGUCCCCCCUCGGCUGUUUCCGUGCCCCCCGGUGCCGCCGGUGCCAUGGCCGGUGGUCGCCGCUCACCGCCCGCUCCGUGCUGCCCGGGCCGGGAGGCGAUGCCCGCUCCGUGCUGCCCGGGCCGCGUGGCCGUGCCCAGCGUGCACCAGAGCCUGUCCGAGAUGGACUUCGAGCGGGGGAUCUGGGCAGCGGCGCGGGACGGGGACGAGGCGCGGCUGCUGCAGCUGCUGGAGCGGAGCGGGGACCCCGCGGAGCGCGACCUGGCGGGGUACACGGCCCUGCACUACGCCAGCCGGAACGGGCACCUGGCCGUGUGCCGGCUGCUGCUGGAGCGCGGCGCCCCGUGCGACGCCCGCACCCCCGGCGGCGCCACCCCGCUGCACCGCGCCUGCUACUGCGGGCACCGCGCCGUCACCGAGCUGCUGCUGGAGCACGGCGCCGACCCCGCGGCCACCGACAGCGACGGCAGAACCGGCCUGCACAAGGCCGCCGAGCAGGGGCACCGGGAGCUGUGCGCGCUGCUCCUGCGGCGCUGCCCGUCCUUGGCCGCGCUCCGCGACGCGCGGGGCCGCAGCGCGGGGGACGGGGCGCACCCGGCGGUGCGGGACCUGCUGCGCCCCUGACAGAUCCCGAUCCGGCUCCGCGUUUUCUGUGUUCCCCAGCACGCCCCGCCCACUGCCCGCCCUCCAACCAAUCACCUCCCGCCUCGCUCUCCCCGCAGCCAAUCACCGCCCUCGAUAUUCACAGGGGGCGGAGCCUCGCCGUGUAAACAACCCCAAUGUGGGGGGGAUUUAAAGGCGCCGCGUCCUUUAAAGCGGUCCCGGUUCUCGGCACCGGGACCCCCCGCGCGGCACCGAGCACAGCCAGGUACAGAUAUAGAAUCUUUAUUAACCCAUCUGGCAAAAAAACCCCCUCCAAAAACCCCAUGAAAUCAAAUUCCACGGUUGGUUUCACAACCGAGGGGGGGGGAGGGAGGGGGAGGGGCAGAACCGGGAGGGGAGGCCCCGCCCCCCCGCCCCUCCCCAAAAAUACAAAUCAAACCUGAACAAUAAAUAGGAAUUCCCGGGGUCGGGGGAGGAAAAGGAGGGGUUUGCAUAGAGGAAGAUUUAAUAAAAAAGGUUUUUUUUUUUUUU